AUGAUGGAUUCUCUCUCUAGGAUAGAGAGUGAUAUCCCUGGCGCAGGUAUAAUUCUCGCUGGCGACUGGAACAGGGCAAAUGUUUCACCAGUUAUUAAGCAGUUCCGCCUCACGCAAGUCGUCCAUUUUCCAACAAGAGGGGAUCGUACACUCGACAAAGUGCUAACUAAUCUUACAGAACACUACGAGAAACCUUCUCCAUUCCCGCCCUUCGGACUAUCCGAUCAUUGUACUGUUGGUUUGUUUCCAAAAAUUAGAUCGAAGGCCAAUAUUCCUGCAAACAGAACGGUUACUACACGUGCUGUUAACGCUGAGUCCAAACAGGCUUUUGGUCGUUAUAUGACGGGGUCGACUGGUCAUUAA
Messenger RNA from Pocillopora meandrina, 363 nucleotides. The record is from the annotation of a GenBank genome assembly. Lineage: Eukaryota; Metazoa; Cnidaria; Anthozoa; Scleractinia; Pocilloporidae.